CGUCUCCGGCAGAGACGCCUCCUGGAAACAACGGUGGUGCUGCUACCACCUGGUUCUCUUCUCAUCCCGCCGAGGAGCAACUGCUGGGAUGCCAAAGAAGUUCCAGGGCGAGAACUCCAAGGCGGUCACAGCCAGAGCCCGAAAGGCCGAGGCCAAGGCGACGGAAGACGCCCGCAAGAAGCAGGAGGAGGAGGACUCCCUGUGGCAGGAAACAGACAAACAUGUGCUCAAGAAGGGGCAGAGAAAGGAUGACAAGGAGAAGAAGAGGAUGGAACUCCUGGAGAGGAAAAAAGAAAACCAGCGUCUUCUAGAUGAAGAGUUCGCCAGGAUUAAAGGCAAAUCAAUGGAGUCUCCAGGUGGAGGAAAAGUGACCCGGGCCCAGAUCGAGGAGACGCUUCUGAAUGAGCAGCAGGAGCAAGAGGAGCUCCAACCGAAAGAAAAGAGCCACCUGGAGACUCCACUGGAGGAGAACGUGAACAUAAUUAUCCCUGAAAAAGGAGCAGUGGAAGCCAGAUCAAUAGAAGAUGCCAUCGCUGUGCUGAGCACGGGGCCUGAGGACCUGGACCGCCACCCGGAGCGGAGGGUGAAAGCAGCCUUUCUUGCCUAUGAGGAGGCAAACAUGCCUCUCCUAAAAAAGGAGAACCCCAACAUGAGAUUGUCGCAGCUGAAGCAGCAGUUGAAGAAGGAAUGGAUGAAGUCACCAGAGAACCCCUUGAACCAGCGCUUUUCCUCAUACAACUCAAAGUGAUGACACUCCUUCCAUCUUGACGCCAUUUGAGCACUGUGGAGACUUUAAUUGGAAAAAUCAAAUAAUUUCAUCCUUAAAUUAACGAGGCCACUACCUGCUCAGAAACAAUAUCUCCAGUACCAGAGGACGCUCACCUCCAAGGAGAAGCUCACCCCUCAACGACACAACUAAUCAUCAUUUCCGUGCACGUGGCCUCUAAUUUUGAUUGUGUGCAUCUAAUAAAUUUAAUGAGAUCUCUUUUUUCUUUUUUUUUUUAGCACUUCUUUAAAAGUGGGGAAUUUUAUGUUUUGAGAGUAACUUAUUAAAGUUGACCGCUCGACCAUCA
Messenger RNA from Limanda limanda (common dab), 1073 nucleotides. RefSeq names its product coiled-coil domain containing 124 (gene ccdc124). Lineage: Eukaryota; Metazoa; Chordata; Actinopteri; Pleuronectiformes; Pleuronectidae. The transcript is spliced from 5 exons. The record is from RefSeq and is a predicted model, not a curated record. Gene Ontology annotation, molecular function: transcription coactivator activity. Gene Ontology annotation, biological process: transcription by RNA polymerase II. The coding region runs from base 89 to 748 and encodes 219 amino acids. Gene Ontology annotation, cellular component: nucleus.